Drosophila biarmipes is the source of this 739-nucleotide messenger RNA. RefSeq lists its product as uncharacterized. The transcript has 2 exons. The coding region runs from base 88 to 666 and encodes 192 amino acids. Lineage: Eukaryota; Metazoa; Arthropoda; Insecta; Diptera; Drosophilidae. The record is from RefSeq and is a predicted model, not a curated record.
AACGAAUCAUGCGUAAAAUUACCAUGACUCCAAAAGAGGGUUCCCAAAGAUAAGCAGAUCCAGUUCUGCUUUGAACUGCUAGCAGCAAUGAAGAUCGUUUUGGUUUUCUUAUUUUUGGUCGUUUAUGAAUCUUCUUCAGAUGAAUUUUUGUUGAAACACCCUAGAGAUAUUACUGAUGACAUGAAAUUUAACCCUUGGAUGGUAAAGUUCAUAGAAUACAGUAAUGAUACACGAGUUUACAAAAUAUGUUGCUUAACAACAAUAUUCCAAAAAAUAGAGAAGUUAAAAAAAGAAAUCGAUAUCGGUCAUAAGAAAAUAAUUUACAGGCCCCAACAUCUCGAAGCAGAAUUCCGGGACGCACAACGUCGCCUGAAAAGUAUAUGGAAGCGUAUUUCCGACGCCUUAAGAGCACAUGAAAGCCUAGAGAAGAGUGGUAAAGGCGGUGUACAGAGCUUAAUUAAAUCCUCUGAAGGCAUAUUUUCCAUGAUUUUAGAAGAAAUCGAGGCUAUGUUGCGAUACGAAGGCGUACAACCGGAAAAUAAGGCUUAUAGAACUCUAUUCUUCAAAUUUUUUAAAACGUUAAACACCAUUAUGGGUAGAUCUUUAAAAUGUAUGUAUGAUGUGUGGGAUAAAUUUGAUACACAUAUAAAUAUAAAAUAUUUCUGAACAUUGUAAAAAUUACGUUGCUAGCUUUGUUAGCACUUAUAAAUUAAACAUUUUAAUCACUUCCUGUCCAUAA